UGGAAUAGCCACGAGGCCGCCGCGUCCCAUCUCCUCCCCAGUCGUGCCCUUCCCUCCCCUGCCCGGUAAAAAGAGUAGACUCCGCUAGCAGCUGCAAGAAACGAGGGCGGGCGGCGGUGAGUGGGACUCAUGGUCAUGGUAGUGGUGAACUGGUGAUGCGAGCAGAUUGUUAAUUUUGUUACUGCUACUAGUGGCAAGGGGCAUAGGCCAUCCAUGAGAGGGAAGACAAGAGAAGGGAGGAGUCGCUGUUGUUUGGUAGCUGCGUAGGUCUCGUGGGUUUGCGUACCCUGCCACCCGCGUCCCUAUCCGCCCGUCUCCUCUCUUCUGCCCCGCCCUGCCUCGCCUUCACCUUCCUCACCGUUUCCGCAAGGGCCAGAUAGGAUUUGCUUCGGUUAGGGUACCGCCGCGCCGCGCUGCGGUGGGUUUGGGUUGUUGAAACCGUCAAGGAACGGGGACGUGGGGGCAAAGGAAGGGAAGGGAAGAUUUCCUCUGGUGGUGACGCUGGUUUCUUGAUCGGUUGAUUCCCUCUGUUCGUGCUCCUCUCCUGUUUCUUGAUUCAUCGAUUCUUUCGCCGCUUGGGUCUCGCUUUCCCGGCCGCGGAUUCGGGGGCAUCUGAUCCGCGAUCGGGCGGGAUUGGAUUCUUGGUCUUGGUGCCGCGGCGUAAUUUGAUAAGAACAAAAACUGAAGCGGGGAGGGAAUUAUCAAGAAAGCAUCGGUUCUUGGUGGUGGUGGUGGUGGGAAUCGUGGUUGGGGGAGGCUGAUCUUGGGGAAGGGAGGUCUUGUCACGGCGGCCCGGUGGGGACCGGCGGCGGCGAUGGCUGACGGGCUGGAUCGGUGGCGCGACUUCUUCCGGGGCGCCGGCGCCGGCAUCUGCGAAGUGAUUGAGAACGCCAUCCUUGUGGCGGCCGCCGACGCGCCGCGGGAGCUGUUGCACCGCCGCGACCGCAUCGCUGAGAGGCUCUUCACUGCGCACUGCCGCAACGCCGCGACCCCGCCGCCGUCCUUGGGCAGCGUUGCGGCCUCGGCUACACCGGCCAUGCCCGUGGAGGAGGACAAGGGCAGCGUGCGCCGCAUCGCUGAGAAGGAGAGCAAGGUGGAUAGCAGCAUCAACGGCGCCCACGACGGGGCGCACGGCCACGACUCGGACGACGACUCGGACUCCGACGACGAGCGGCUCCGCCGCGCAGCGGCGAGCAACUACGGCCACAACUACGAUGAUGAUGACGACGAAGAAGAGGAUGAGCAGCACGCGGCGGAUGAGGAGGAAGAGGAACAGGACCACGAGGCUGACGAGCUCGAGGCGCUCACCAAUGAAAUCGACGAGGAGUCACAGAUCGUCGGCGAGGUCCUUCGCAUCAAGGACCUCCUCUUGCACAAGGAAAACCAUUCGGAUGCCACUUUGUUCGAAUCGCUGAGGAGGCUGCAGUUGAUGCAAUUGUCUGUCUCCACCCUAAAGGCUACUGAGAUUGGGAGGGCUAUUAAUCGGCUGCGGAAGCACAACUCACUGGAGAUCCGUCACCUCGUGCGCACUCUCAUCGAAGGUUGGAAAGUUUUGGUUGAUGAGUGGGUCAAUACUACUAAUGCUGCUCUGGCAGAUAACUCCCCUGGCUCUUCAAAUCCUUCUGUUGUGGAUGAAGAAGAAGAAGAAGGGCUUCCUUCUCCACCUUUAGAUGAAGGAGCCUUCUUUGCAACCCAGACUACUUCUAUUCAACUUUCUGAGUUCUUUGAUGAAAUGGAUGAAGAUGGAAACUUGAGACAUAAUAAUGAUGCCAACCUUGGAAACAAGAGGGGAAAUACUGGUGGGAGGCCUGCAAACCAUUCAGCAGUUGCAAGGCAAGAGCCUCCUCGUCCUUCUCCUGAAGCUGUCGAAAGGGUUCAAUUCAGGAGGCCGGAAUUGGCAAGCCAAGAGCCAUCAAUGAGGCACACAAACCCGCAAAAACCUCAAAGUUCAAGUUUGCAAGUCAAACCACAUGGCAUGCUCAACAAGCAAUCUAAGCCCUCAAGUUUUGAAUCUGGGCCUGGGAGACCAUUAAAGGCAGCUCCUCAGCAGAAACCCUUUGGUGACAUGAAACUUAAACAGACUCGAGAGCAUAUUUCUGUUGAAAGAAAGCCUACAGCGAGACAGAUGGAUAAAUCAAGGCUCGCUCUACAACAGUCGGCAGGAGUCAAACUGGCAAAGCCGAAGAUCUAUGAUGAUGGCUUGGAUAAUAACAGGAAGCUGGAAGCAGCAAAGAGAAGGCUCCACGAGGGUUACCAGGAAGCCGAGAAUGCCAAACGGCAGCGCACGAUACAAGUAAUGGAGCUGGGUGACAUACCAAAGCCUAGGGUUCAAAACAGACAACCUAUGGUGAAGUCAAGGAAUAACAUUAGGAAUUGGGCAAAUGGGCGGCGCUAACUCGUCCGUGAUUUUUUUUCCUCACCUGAUGAAUUGUUGCCAUGCCUGCCCAGUCCGAACGCAUAUGCUCAUCCGAAAGCAGCUGAAAUCAGCUGCGAGGACUAGAACGAACUUUUUGAACAAAACACAUCUGAUGAUCAGGAAGGGUUUCCCUGAAGUUGCAAGAGCGCACUGGAUGCAAUAAGUUACGCUCCUGCAUUCGUAGAGUUUAGCCAUGUCUGGAUAAUUGUAGAGUGGACAUGUGGUUCGAUCUGUACGGGCUGGUUAUUUUCUUCUUUUUUCUUCUUCAAAGGAAGCUGUAGAUACCAGGUAGAAUAAUCAUCAAUAUUUGGUACAUCCCCUCAUCUACCUUCAACUUUGACAGGAAAUUUUAUUUAGUGGAACAUUCUUGGUA
Molecule: messenger RNA, 2789 nt
Organism: Phragmites australis (common reed)
Lineage: Eukaryota; Viridiplantae; Streptophyta; Magnoliopsida; Poales; Poaceae
Product: probable mediator of RNA polymerase II transcription subunit 26a
Exons: 9
Coding region: 815-2395 (526 amino acids)
Cellular component (GO): nucleus
Source: RefSeq, a predicted model, not a curated record